Cheilinus undulatus (humphead wrasse) is the source of this 10048-nucleotide messenger RNA. It is a transcript of the gene zfyve16, whose product is annotated as zinc finger, FYVE domain containing 16. Gene Ontology annotation, biological process: endosomal transport. Gene Ontology annotation, molecular function: metal ion binding. Lineage: Eukaryota; Metazoa; Chordata; Actinopteri; Labriformes; Labridae. The transcript has 18 exons. The coding region runs from base 440 to 4633 and encodes 1397 amino acids. The record is from RefSeq and is a predicted model, not a curated record. Gene Ontology annotation, cellular component: early endosome membrane.
AAUCAGCAUAAUUUUCUUUGGCAGCACGUUUCCUUGCUUGGUUAGAUGAUGAAUCAUUCAACAGUCAUGUUAGUAAGGUAAUAUUAUCAGGGUUUAUCUAAACCAUAAUCCAGAACAUCUGCAAUUUUCUACACCAAGAAGUGACAGAGCAGGCCGGUUUCCCAACAUUGUCUGAGCAGAUCCUGUGACCUCCCGACAGUCUGUCUGUUCAAGAUGGCCGCCUGAGUGGAGAAUUUACACAUCUCCUAUAAAACUAAUCCAACAGCUAGCUCCAUACAACUUUGACUACGCUGACAACAAUCUACACGGCUUUGCUGAGGAUGUGCUCUCCUUUAACAGUACUGGAGAUCAGAUAACUGCCGGGGACGACGUCGGAGCUAUGGAAUAAAGAAUCGCACCGGAGUUGUGGGGGGUUAAAGGCCCUUUGUCUGAGCCCAGCAUGGACAGCUUCUUCAAGGCAGCUGUGUGUGAUCUGGACAAACUGCUCGAUGACUUUGAGCUCAAUACAGAGGAGCUUGACUGUAAAUCCGUUUUCCUGAAGCCGUCCGUCUACCCCUUCUCCUCUCUGGGCUCUCCAUGUUUGUCCUCUGAGGCGUCCACCGUCCCCCCAAACCUCCCCGACCUCAACUCUCUUCAUUAUGGAUCUGCCACCAGCUGUCCCGACCGUUCCGGCUGUCAGAACCGCAGCCCCGACGACAGAGAGCUCAAAGGUCAGCCUCUCACCACAGUGGACCUGCUCUCCUCUGUGGACCGCCGGCCGGUUAAAAUCUCCCCCCCUCCCUGCCCAGACAGAGCGCUGAAGCCGGUGUGUGACCUCGUGAAUGACACCAGCUCGGCCAUAUUGGUCCGGGCGAACAGCCACGAUGCUUUCAGCGAGCUGGACGCGGUGGAGAAGCAGAUGGAGGAGGAGGAGGCGCUGCUCGUGGACUUCGACAGCCCUGUGGUGACGGCACAUGUUGAAGAGCAAGGGCAGCCAAACCACGGCGCCGACAGUAGAGACUCAACGGAAGAGAGCGCUUCCGCAGGGAGAGACGAGCUGCAGAGCGGGGAGUAUUCUGCCUCACUCAGCCUGCUGGAUGUUAUCCUUCCUGCUGCGGUGGAGAGGAGCUGUGAGUCCGCGGAUGAUUCACCGGCUGCUGACAAACAUGAGACGGGCUGUGAGGAGGAGGUGGCUCAAAUAAACCAGGCAGUGGAUAACUCUUUAGACUGCUUGAAACCGGAGGAAUCUCUGCCUGCUGAGAGCAUUGAAGGCACAACAACCUCCUCAGCUAGUAAAGAGGAAGAGUCACAAGAAGCUGCAGAUAAAGUCGAGGCAGAGUCUCCUGCAGGAGCGGCCGCAGAGAGUGACUCGAUGGGUUUAUCCUGCCUGCCUUUGGCUGUGUCAAUGUGUGGAGCUUUGGUGAACGCAGAGGAAGAGUCAGGCCAAGCUACCGAGCAAAGCGAAGAAGCUGAGAGCACAGAGGCAGACUCUGUGUCAGCUCUGGAAGCUCGAGAAAACCUAGAAGAACCCAUCAACUCAGUAUCCCAGCAGCUCGCGGAUGGCCGGGCAUCACCAGAAGGGCAGCAUUUCCCCGUAGAACCUGCCCACUCUGCAGAUCUCGCCUCAUGCGAUCGCUCUGAGCCGAGCCCAGUUGAUCCUCCAGAGUUCGGUUUUGAGUAUCUGCCUGAGAGCGAUCAGGCCGAGCUGCUGGUGACCGAUGAAGAGCUGGACGCAUUCCUCCAGGCGCACGCAGAAGCAGAGCAGGGCCAGAGCGGGGGAGGCGGGGUCUCUUGCUGUAGCAGUUCUGGGGACUGUAGUCAACCUGAGAGCCAGAACGGAGAUCUGGGGGAGCUUAGGAUCAGCAGGCAGGAGGAUCUAGAGAGUUUUGCUUCUCCAGAAAGUGACAGGACAAUAUGUGUGACUGUGGAGGGAAGUUUAAACCCUGCAGCUUCCUCUUUAUCUAUCAGACCUCCCCAAGAAGAGUCAGACCUCUCCCCCUCUGGGUUAAACCUCUCUUUGACCAGCAACUCUACCCAGCCCCAGCUCAGCGGUAGCCCCGAUCAGCAGUCCUCCUAUGGAGGAGCAAGACCCAAGCAGCUGCACUGCCAAACUGCUCGAUCUCCACCAGCAGGAGAGGAAAGAGAGGAGGAGACACUCGAUGAUUCGACAAAAGAGCCAGCAGAGGACGAGGAGAGUUCACCCAGUCUCACAGAGGAGCAGCCUAACAUUAAGGAUUUGAGCCCCAUGUACGCCAAUCGGGAGCCUCAGGAGUACAGCAUGGGGUGUGAUGAACUCUCAGAGCCCCCACCGUACCCUGGGGAGUCGCCCACAGAUGGCGGCAGGCCAGUGAACUGGAAGAGAGAUGGAGGGGAGGAGCUGGGGAGCAGACAGCCGGCCUGGGUGCCAGACGCUGACGCUCCAAACUGUAUGAACUGCGAGCAGAGAUUCACCUUCACCAAGAGGAGGCAUCACUGUCGAGCCUGCGGAAAGGUUUACUGUGCCGUGUGCUGCAGCAGGAAGUGUAAGCUGAAGUACCUGGAGAAGGAGGCUCGUGUCUGUGUCGUCUGCUUUGAUUCCAUAAACAGAGCCCAGGCCCUGGAGCGGAUGAUGAGUCCUGCAGGUCCCAGUCCAAACCCCAACGUCCCCUCUGAGUACUGCAGCACCAUCCCCCCUCUGCAGCAGGCUCGAGCCGCUGGCACCCUCAACUCACCUCCACCGACCGUCAUGGUGCCCGUGUCUGUUCUCAAACAGCCGAACAACGACAGUUGUCCUCGUGAGCAGAAGCGUGUGUGGUUUGCUGAUGGCAUUUUACCCAACGGGGAGGUGGCCGACACGACGAAGCUGUCAGUGACGAGCCGCAGGAGCUCGCAGGAGUUCAGCGUCUCUCCGGAUCAAACAUCACCCGGCUCGGCAGGCUCAGACGAUGGAGUCGGCGGCUCAUCUGAAGCUUCUCAGACUGUAGAGGUGGUUCGAGCUCCGGUAUCCGGACCCUGGGAUUACGCUCUGCUCGCUGGGAUUGGUACUUCAGUGAAGAGGGUUCCCAGUCUGCUGCCAGAGAAUGAGGACGAGCUUCCUCCUCUGCUAAUCACCACCGGGGAGGAUGAAGCAGGAGAUGUCCUUGUAGAAGAAAGUCCAGCUCCUUGUCAAAUCCUGCACCUAUUAGAGGAGGGAGGACCCCGACCUCUGACCUUUGUCUUAAAUGCCAACCUGCUUAUUAACGUCAAACUGGUCACAUACUGCAGCCGGCAGUGCUGGUGUUUUGGCUCUAACGGGCUGCAGGCUCUUGGACAGAAGGAGCUGGUGUUUUUGUUGGAGUGUUUGCCAGAAGAAAAAUCUCUUCCAAGAGACCUCUUCACGCUCUAUCUCAACAUUUUCCAGGAAGCCCAGAAAGGAAAGUUUUUGGAGGAGCUGGAUAACGUGACUUUCACCAGCAGUUUCCUGGGCAGUAAAGACCACGCCGGGAUGCUCUUCUUCUCUCCCAGCUGUCAGCCUCUGGAUGGCCUCACUCUCCCCUCACAGCCGUUCCUGUUCGGCCUGCUCAUCCAGAAACUGGAGGUGCCCUGGGCCAAGGUCUUCCCCCUCAGGCUGCUGCUGCGGCUCGGAGCUGAAUACAGCGUUUAUCCCACUCCGUUAACAAGCAUCCGUUUUCGGGAUUCUGUGUAUCGAGAGACGGGACACACCAUCAUGAAUCUCCUGGCUGACCUGAGGAACUACCAGUACAGUCUGUCAGUGGUGGAGGGUCUGAGGAUCCAUAUGGAGAUGGGGCACAGCUACAUCGACAUUCCUAAAAGUAGCUUCACUGAGAUGCAGAAGGUUGUAAAUGCGUCGAACGAACACGUCAUCAGUAUCGGAGCUCGUUUCAGCACGGAGGCCGACUCUCACCUGGUGUGUCUCCAGAACGAGGAGGGAAACUAUCAGACACAGGCCAACAGCAUGCCGGGGAAAACACGCACAGUUACUGGAGCCAGUUUUGUUGUUUUUAAUGGAGCCCUGAAAGCCUCGUCAGGCUUCAUCGCCAAAUCAAGCAUUGUAGAAGAUGGGUUGAUGGUUCAGAUCCCUCCAGAGACGAUGGAGUCCCUGCGCUCAGCUCUCAGGGAUCAGACAGACUUCCACAUCCCCUGCGGCAGGAAUGACGGCGGGGAGCUCCGAGAAAACGUCACUGUCCGCUGGAUUGACUGGAGCUCGCCUGUCAACACUGGGAGAACCAGCGGCGUUGAUGGUAGACCUCUUGAUGGCGUCCGCAGUGUGAGGAUGCAGCAGGACACGGACUUCGAGUCAGACGGACGCACCAUCAGAUGCACUGAGGUUUUCUACCAGCUGAAGUCUCCAGACUGCAGCCUGGCGUCGGUGCUUUCGUCCUGCAGCGUGUUUCAGAAGGAGAUGGCUUUAGCUGCCUGCAGCGCUCUGACUCCUCACCUCGCCGUUCUCACCUCCAGUGGCAUCAACUCGCUCACGCUGAGGAUCUCUACGGAGGCUGAUAUGGUGGAGUACCAGGCCGGCUCCGGAGGUCACCUCCUCCCCCAGCGCUACAUGAAUGAGCUGGACAGCGCUCUGAUCCCCGUCAUCCAUGGAGGUAGUGCCAGUGUUCCACAGACUGCCAUGGACAUGGAGUUCAUCUUCUACAUCACACACUCUAUCUCAAACAGGCCGUGACUUAGACUCAGAGGUACUGAAGACAGUCGGUGUUUGAGCACAGACAGAGGGGCUGUUAGUGGGACAUGCUAAUGUGCUAACAGCUUGUGCUGCACAGCUGGACAAGCAGCAGCCGCUGCCGGCUGGACAUCCCCUCUCUGGGGCCGGGGAUGUAAAUUGACAUGGUUUUUCUGUUAAGGAAUCGCUGUGUUUGUGUGUUUUCGUGCUCACCAAAGCUGCUUUAACACAAGAAGCCAAACACUAAACAAGGAAUACAACAACACGACCAAAAAAACAAGCAAACCAUUUCCUUCUGCUCUGCCUUCAGGCUCCAGGCGGUCAGCUCGGAGCUGCUCAGUGAAUGUUUCCCACAGACACUCGAUCGAAAAAUGUCUCUCAUUGGAUGUAUUUAUUCUAUUUUAAUACGGGCUUAUUGAAUGAAAUGAUGACAUUAAAGCACGGGACGUGAUCAACUUCAGUUCUCAGUACUUCAGAGGUGCUACUAAAUCACCACUUCACACAGAUAGAUGACCCCAGACAUAGAAAUAAACCUCAUACUCUCCACCUUUAACAUGCUGGUUUAUGAUGACGCUGCACAGGGAAACAUCAGGCCUCAUGCAGGAACAUUUUAACACUCAACCUUUAAGUUAGCCCUGAAUUGUUGAUCAUGAAGUUUCUGCACAGCUGAGCUGAGUUUCAGCCUCAUGAAUGACACAAGUUCAUCUAGAGAUUUGUUUUUAGGAUCUAAUGAGUGUAACCAACACCUUCAAACUGCUUUAGAGAGGUACAUUCUAGCAAAGAGGAAGUAUAACUAUGGAAGAAUCGCUUCAAAGAUGAUAAAAGUCAUAGAUUUGUGCCAAGGGGGUCAACAUUUUGAUGCUUUCUUGAUACCACUUGCGUUUGGAAAUGUACAAUCUCUUUUUAAUGAUAGUGUGGAAUAAAACACUGAGCUUUACUCAUACAGUACUGUGCAGAACUUUUAGGCAGAUUUAGGCCAGAAAUUGAAGCUGAAGUAAGGCGUAGAUAUAGCGAAAAAGCUGCCUAAGGGCAACAUUGGGCAGGAAGGAGGAUCAACUAAACCCCAGUAGUGCUCUGGAUGUCCUUGCAUAUUACCAGGAGCAUGCCAAAAUAAUAUGUUGAAAUUAAAAAGUCCAUACCUGCAGGGCAGAGUAAGGGGUGGAUGUGGCAAGUAAGCACAGCCUUGAGUACUGGCUGGGCAGGUAGUAGGGUUGCUGCGAGCCCCUGCUCAUGCUGGGGACGUCCUAGGGGCCUGAAAAUCACCGGCAGUCUCAAGGCCCAGACAAAAGAUGCUAUCUAGCUUGAUCACGUCUUUCUCCUCAAAUGAUGCUGAUUGGUCCAGUCAUUCUCUGACUGAAAACAAACUAUCACCCUGAAGCUUUGCAAAAUGGAUCCACCUGAUAGCAGACAUUGAACCUGUGCAGUCCAUCAGCUUUGUCGAUUUUCUAGCAUCAUAUCAGCUCUAAAUUCUUGUGACAACUCUAAAAGCAAUAAUUGUCUUGUAGUAAUGCAAAUUGCAUGCCAUAAAUGGCUCCAAUAGCAUCAUUUGCACUUUUAAAAUCUGAUAAAAAAAAAAUCAUCUGACCUCUCUGUGUCACAGUGAUCAGGGUUGAGAUUUUCCUAAUGUCCUUAUGUGAAAUCACAAUAAAAAAUAGAGACUUAGCUUAAAAAAAAAAACAAAGCAUUUUAAAGCUGCUCUGUUGUUCAUGUGUGGCCAGAUGUUUUGGUACUUAAUUUCAGUCAUUAAAAUAAGAGAUUGUGUUAUUCUUUAGACACUUGGUUUUGAAAAAGUAUCUAAAAUUAUAACAGGGAACUUUCAGCAUCCUUUUGACCCAUUUUCCUGCAUUUUAAACAGCUAUUUCUUUUCAUUGGGCCCAGACAGCUAUAGUGAUAUAUCUCUACUGUACAUGACUUGUUCAGCAGAUCUGAAAUUUUGGUCCAGGAAAUUAUAAACAUAGCAGAAUGCAAAUUAAUAUAGCAAAUCACUCAUAGGUGACGGAUUGUUGUCCUGCAUGAGGCCCAGGUGUGUCACUACCUGGCUAUGUGUUCUAAGAAGCCAUGGUUUGAGUUACUUACAAGCUUUAACAAAUUUGUCUGCUAAAAGGGGAACUUAUUUUAUAGUUUUUUUUUUUUGUUUUUUUUUUUUUUAGAGAUUCAGCUCUAAUUACCCUCAAAGAUCCUGCCCUCGAUGACAGCUAAGUUCAUGGCUAAUGUUUUGCUGUUGCUGUGUUUCAUCAUCUUUACUAUUCACCACAAUUAAACCGUCUCAAAAACGUUAUUUUAGUAUCUAACCUCUGUAAGAAUACAGUUAGAUUUACUCUUUGCUUGAUUCCCUCCCCUUUGACCAAAGUCAAUAAAAGGCCUGAUUAUCAAAGCUUAUAAAUCAGCCUGACAGAUUUUCCUGUUGUGUAAGAUGUGUUAAAAGUGGUUUCACCCUCUCCAAACAGUUCAGAAGACCAUCAGAGAUCUUGUUCUGGGGGAACACCAAGAACAUGCCCGGUAGUGAAAAGCUCAAAACUGGUUUCACUUUUAGAACAGAUUUGAGGCAUUUUCACAGCAGCUUUGAAGCACUUUAGAUCCAUUAAAACAUGAGACAGCUCAGUGCUUUAUCAAAGAGGGUCUACAGCAAGUGUCACAACUGGAAACCUCACCCUUUUUUCACCAGCUUCUUGUCUUUUUGCUAAAUUUAAGCUGCAUCAGAACUGCCAAAUUAAGCAUUUGAGUGUUGUGGUUAAAGUUUGGACUUUAGAGAAAUGUCAGAAAACAAGAACCUAGUGAGAGUCUGUCACACCUGAAAAUGUAAUAACCUCCCACAAACGUUAUACAAAUAUGCUUUUACCUAAUCAUCCAACAAACGCAAUAAAUUUCCAACAAAUGUAAAAGCAGUUGACUACAGCAAACAUAAGAAUUCCCACAAAUGUAAUAAUUACAUUUGUGGGAGUUUUUGUAGUCGUUCUUUAUUUUUUACAACCUUUUUACAAAUGCUCGUGGGUUCAAGUCAGCUUGAGCUCAAGCCACAUAAAAAACAUAGUCAUGGCUAUUUCUUUGUUCACCAUGAAACAGGAAGUAAGAUUUUUUUUUUCUGAGGGUAGAGCCAUUAAGCUCAGCAGAGUGGAUUACAACACGUCAAAAUAGUGCUCUGAGGAAAUUCUAACACUAUACAGAGACAUUGUUUGACCAGCCAGUUUUAUUGUUUUACAAUAUCUUAAAACAUACCUUGACUCUAUAAACUGUAAAAUUAAUUAUAUUUGAAUCAGGUGAACCCCCUCUGUGGGCUUAAUUCUAGAGAAACCCCAUGAUUUUGCAGAAUUUUCCAAAAUUUAUAUUAAUCCUCUAUUUUUCUCAUUCAAAUAUGUAGUGCUAAGAAUCAUGGCUUUACAUGUGUUUUAAUAGUCUGAAAGAUCUACUUCCUCUUUCAUGGUGAACAAAAAAAUGGCCAUGACUAUAUUUAAAUCCACUCUGCUAAGAUUCAUGGCUCCACCAGUGUUUAAGACUUCUAAAAAUCUACUUCCUGUUUCAUGGCAAACAAAAAAACACCAUAACUGUGUCUAAAUCCACUUUACUAAGAUUUAUGGCUUGACCAUUGUUUUAAGAUUCUGAAAAAUCUUCUUCCUGUUUAAUGGCAAACAAAAAAAACAUUGGCCAUGACAAUGUUUUCUGAUGUGACUUGAGCAUAAGCUGACCUGAACCUAUGGGCUGUUUUAAAAAGGCUACAACAAUGACCACAGCUUCAAUUUUUCUGGUUUACAUUUGUCAGAAAUCCAUACAGUUUUGAGAGGCAGGGAUUUUUAUCUUCUCACAAAUGUAAUAAAUUCCUGCAAGUGUAACAUUUACCACAUUUGCAUUAGGCUACUGCGAUUAAAUUCAAUGGAAAUGUAUAUUAUGUGGCAUUAAUGUGUUAAAAGCUGCAGAUUUGCAUUGCAUCUAUGGUUUAUUACGUGUGUGGGAGGCUAUUACGUUUGCAGACUCUCACAGGAUCCAGCCCCUGUCCAGUGUAACCAGGCUAACAUGUACUGUUCGUUCGUGCAGUGUUUCACAUCUCGUCCCGGUCUACAUCUUUCCUUUGCUCAGUCCAAAUGUAUAAAAGAUUAACUGUAUGCAUAGAGAUGUUUUCGUUUUGUUCAGUCCUUUUAAUAAUGAAGAGUUAUUUUUGGAGUCAUUGGUAUAAAAGUUUUAACAAACAGAAGAAGAGUUCAUAUUUUUGAUAGGACAUAGUGAGGCUACAUUCAUUUUGCAUUUUGUGUAGCACGUUCCCUGAGCACUUAGAGGAAAAAUAAACAAAUUUGAUUUAUAAUUUUGUCAUAAGGUGGAAAAUAACUCAGCUGAAAAGCAAUGUACAUGGAGGAAUUUGCAGAAAAAGGUGUAAAAAUCUGAAAUUUAAAGGCAUCAGAGACAUUUCACUAUUUCUUAAGUAGCUGCAAACAAGGUAAAGAACUGUUCAUUUCUUUGUUAAUCUUUAAAUUAUGGAGGUUACAGAAAAGUGAUUACAAUAUCUGAAAAACAGGGCUGCAUGCCCUAAGAGGUAAAAACUGAAACGGAUCAUUUAUUGGUGUUUUACGUCACUGAUCAAGUGCAAUCUUUAGGUCUUGUAUCAAGGUUUCAAUAAAACAUCCAUAGGAUGAACUGGCAAAAGUGUAUGCAAUCAAUAUCUGGAUUUAAUAAUAAGACAAAACUGUUUCUUACACAUUACACUAAAGUAAAAAGCAGAUAUGAGGUAUUUCAGUGUUUUUUUAAUAUGCAACAUUGGUCUGAAAUUGCAGUUUGUCCUAAAAAGAUGGAUUAUGUCAUCGCGAGUCAAGACUGCUUCUUUUCAUAAGGUAUAUCCAUUAAUUAUCCAUCUAUUCAACACCUGUUAUCUGUAAAUGUCACCAGAUGCAUUAACGAACAUUUAUGUCUGCUUAAAUCUACCCUAAACAAAGUUUGGACAUUCCCUGGCACUGUGAGGUUCAGCGGGUGCCCCAUUUAUUUUAGUCGUUUUUUGACCUCGGCCCUGUAAACAUAGAGGCCUGUUUGAAGAGGACAUCUGAUACCAAACGAGGGGAAAGUUAAAAUGAACCUCAAACAUGCACGGACAGUUACUCCAUGGCCGAUGUUAUUUAUGAACUCUGCAGCAUUUGGAGAAGUAAUAAGAAAUGUUCCAUCUCUAUGGUCUGCAGAGGCGGUUAUAUUUGAAGGUUAUUACUUUCUUUGUAGGAUGAUUGAAAAAAACGAUCCGCUCUGUUAACAUGAGAAGCCCUUUAUGCUUUCUGAUUCUUUCUGAUGUUUUGUGUAAAUCAUCUAUUUAUUCAUAAGCACCAGCUUUAUUUGGUGAACCUGGUAUCUGGGUCCUGAUUGGUUUCUGAAUAGCUCAUGUAUUUAAAGAAUAAAAUGAGUUUUAUGAAGAAAAUUCUGUUCAGUAUCUUCUCAUCUCUCCUCUUU